Molecule: messenger RNA, 159 nt
Organism: Cylicostephanus goldi
Lineage: Eukaryota; Metazoa; Nematoda; Chromadorea; Rhabditida; Strongylidae
Source: the annotation of a GenBank genome assembly
UACAUCAAGCAACGUUUCGAAAUGCUGAACCAAAACCCAAAGAAAACCAUUUUCGUGCAUGAGACUUGCGCCACGGACACUGAUCAAGUUCAGAAGAUCCUCGACUCAGUCAUUUCGAUGAUCAUACAACAAAAUCUCCACAAGAGUGGUCUCUACUAA